Trematosphaeria pertusa is the source of this 1258-nucleotide messenger RNA. Its product is annotated as urease accessory protein ureG. The record is from RefSeq and is a predicted model, not a curated record. The transcript has 3 exons. NCBI's taxonomy places the organism in Eukaryota, Fungi, Ascomycota, Dothideomycetes, Pleosporales, Trematosphaeriaceae. Gene Ontology annotation, molecular function: GTPase activity; nickel cation binding. The coding region runs from base 199 to 984 and encodes 261 amino acids.
AUGCAGGUGUCGUCCAACGAGCCUACCAUGAUCGUCACCCCACGCCCUUUGCAGGGUCCUGCCCCACCAUCGUCAACCUCAGCUCCUCGAGCUCCAAGCAACCCUGACCCUGCAAACACCUCGACAAGUCUCCCCAGAUCCGACCCACGCGUUCAAUUGACCUUAUUCGACCGAGUAAAUUGAAGGCCUGGACCUACGAUGUCUCACAGCCACUCACAUGACGGCGCGUCUCACUCGCAUGGUGGCGGCGACCACGGGCACACGCACGAGAUCCUCGAUGGCCCGGGGAGCUUUCUUGGGCGGGAGAUGCCGAUUAUCGAGGGGAGGAAUUGGGAGGAGAGGGCUUUUACAGUGGGAAUUGGAGGCCCGGUCGGCUCCGGCAAGACAGCCCUCAUGCUCGCGCUCUGCAAAGCCCUCCGAACCCGCUUCUCCAUCGCCGCCGUCACAAACGACAUCUUCACACGCGAAGACUGCGAGUUCCUGACCAAGAACAACGCCCUACCAGCCGAGCGCAUCGUCGCCGUCGAAACCGGCGGCUGCCCGCACGCCGCCGUGCGCGAAGACAUAUCCACCAACCUGCUCACCCUGACAAACCUACACUCCAAAUUCUCCACGGACCUGCUGCUCAUCGAGUCCGGCGGCGACAACCUCGCCGCCAACUACUCGCGCGAGCUCGCCGACUUCAUCAUCUACGUGAUCGACGUCUCGGGCGGCGACAAGAUCCCGCGCAAGGGCGGGCCAGGAAUAACGCAGUCGGAUUUGCUGGUCGUGAACAAGAUCGACCUUGCGGAGGCGGUGGGUGCCGAUUUGGGCGUCAUGGAGAGGGAUAGCAGGAGGAUGAGGGAAGGGGGGCCGACGAUUUUCGCCGUGGUGAAGCAUGGGAAGGGGGUGGAUAAUAUUGUGGAUUUGAUACUGAGUGCGUGGAAGGCGAGUGGGGCGACGCAGGCAAGGAAGGAGAAGUUUGAGCCUGUGGUUAUGGAGUAGGACCUGGAUGGAUUGAGGCUAGGGCGGCCUGGAGGGCUUCAUGGCGUAUUGUGGAGGCAGACUAGAGGCGUAGCCGUUAGGGCGCCUGAAGUACUUUAGCUGUUUCACCUAGGCGAACUAGGUGUAUAGAGUUAUAACGGAGCGUGAAGUACUUCUAACGGUGUUGCGGAGGCGCACUAGCAGCAUGGUCAAAACAGAGCCUGAAGUCCUUCAGCGAGUCUUUUAGAGUCACACUAGACGCCUAGCUAUUAGGGAUCCUGAAGUACUUCACAUC